ACGUGACUGCGUGGCCUCACGUGACUGCGUGGCUCUGAGCUCUGCCAGUUCACAUGACGGAGACGUUUGGUUUAUUCAGUCGCUUUUAGCUGUCACCGACAUCUAACCGCGUUUAUUGAUAGCGUCUGUUAGCAGGACGUGCUUUAGGAGUAUUCACAACUCUUGCCCGUGUACUCGCACAGCAGAGCGACGUAAAUCUCAACAGGAAGAAGAAGAACAGCAGCGACGCCACAGUUGUAGCUAACGCUCCGUGUAGUCAGGUGCAGUUCUCCGCGUAGACCCACCUGCGACAGCACCACCACCUCCUCCCCGGGCUUGUAUCUCUCAAAACAAAAGCAAGGAAAGGAAACCCGCGCUGGAAGGAUGAAGCUCUCUCACGCUUUGUCCGCGCUCAUCAUCGCCUGGUUUGCAGAUUUAGGCUGUAUUCAGGCGGUUACUCUGGAGGUGAAGGAGGGGAACUCCACCUGCAUUAAGGCCGAGCUCUCUGCAACGUUCUCCAUCACAUACAACACCUCCAGCAUCACGAGAACAGUGCAGGUCCCUCUGCCCGGCUCCACCACGGUCGACACAGUCAGCAGCUCAUGCGGCACAAACGACAGCUCACCGUGGUUGUUGGCGGUGUUCGGACCGGGCCACGCGCUGGGGCUGAGCUUUUCAACCAGUGGCAGCCUGUACAGCGUUGCUAACCUGUCGCUGAGGUACAACCUCAGCGACGCGUCCAUCUUCCCGGAGGCCAACAGCUCCGAUGUGGUCACUGUGGUGUCGCCUUCGGUCGGGAUCUCGGCGACGAUCAACACCACCUACCGCUGCGUGAGCGCCUCCACUUUUGGACUCGGUGAAGCAGCUGUGACUUUCUCCGACAUGAGGCUGGAGGCGUACAUGCCGGAAAAUGACCUGAGUCCAACAGAAAGCGUGUGUGCGGCAGAUCAGACCACCACUACAGCUCCACCUACCACUGCCGGUACGACGACAACCGCAGCUCCAGCACCGACCCCGCCGGGAACACCUGAGCGGGGCACCUACUCCGUGAACAACCGCAAGGGCAUCGUGUGUCUCCUGGCCCAAAUGGGACUGCAGCUCAACGUCUCCUAUUUCUCUCUCUCUCAGAAUAAGACUAUGCAAGACUUGGUCAACCUGACUCCCAAUCUGACGCGUUCAUCCGGAUCAUGUGAAGCCAGCAGUGCUUCCUUGGUUUUGACACAGGAGGGAAGCACCACGCUCAACUUCACCUUCACUCUGAACUCCACGAGCAACAAGUACCACCUGAGUGGGGUAACUCUCCUCGCUAAUUUGUCAGACGCGACUGCUCCCAUCUCAGCCAGCAACACUAGUCUGGACUACCUGCGGAGUACGCUGGGCCGCUCCUACAUGUGCAAUGCAGAGCAGACUCUGUUCGUCGUGCCAACCUUCUCUCUGAACACGUUCAGACUGCAGGUCCAACCCUUUGAAGUCACCACCGACCAGUUUGCCACAGCGGAGGAGUGUCAGAUGGACCAAGACCAGAUGCUCAUCCCCAUCAUUGUGGGAGCAGCUCUUGCCGGCCUGGUGCUGAUCGUCCUCGUCGCGUAUCUAAUAGGCAGGAAGAGGAGCCAUGCUGGGUACCAGACCAUCUGAACCGGGGAGAGACGAGCCAGAGUGUGGAGACGAGCAUGAGUGAAUGGAAGCAGUUGGUAAUGUGUGGCGAGUGCAUGUUUUUUUGCAUAUCCUAUGUGACCUCUGGAUAUUUUUUAUUUUCCUUUCUCUGUGAGAUGAUGAUGAUGAGAAGCCAAAGACCUGCUAGCUUAAGAUGGUUUGCAUCCCGAUGAAGCCCGAGAGGACAGAGUCUUUACACAAUCAACGAUGGAGGCAGUUGGAAUUUUCUGUAGCGAGUUCACCGCCAGCUGCUGACUCUUGUUCCAUUAAGUUCUCGGAGUUGGUUGAAUUUGCUUGAACUGCUGUUUUUAUCUGUCAUUAUUUAUUUUUGAAAAAAAAAUCUGUCAAUAUGCAAUUAAAGAGGCAGGAGGAGUCAAAUGAACUGUAGGACAAAGUUCCUAAACUGUAGUUCCUAUAGUUUGUGUGCGCAAGUAAAAAAAAAAUGUCAAGUUAGGUGGAGUUUUAUUCUUAUGACACAUGCUCACUAGCAUUUAUUUUUGAAACCAGCUAAAGAUAAUUGUUCUCUAAGAAAAGGGAAAGCGCUGAGUGUCUUUUCCUGUCCUCUUCCUCCGCAGUGGAGACAGUCCCAAGUCAGAUAAACAGUCUGGUAAUUGUGAUGAUGAAGGUGGCGAGCUGCUGUAACUGCAUGUAGUUGUCCAGCUGUACACGGAGUGCGACUGCAUUACUAAAAUGUAUUAAACAUUACAAGUGAACGGGUGCAUGGAUUAUUUUUUCCAUUCUUGCUUUUUUCCCCGACUUUCCCCUUAAAGAAAUGUUAAUAUUAAUUGUAGUGAUUUGAUCUUUUAUUUGUAUAGAAAAUGGUUUGAUCUCGUUUUCUAUUAUGCAUCUUACUGAAAGUUAAUAAAAAUCCUAAAACUG
Messenger RNA from Anarrhichthys ocellatus (wolf-eel), 2511 nucleotides. It is a transcript of the gene lamp1a, whose product is annotated as lysosomal associated membrane protein 1a. The record is from RefSeq and is a predicted model, not a curated record. Gene Ontology annotation, cellular component: plasma membrane; lysosomal membrane; late endosome membrane. Bases 364 to 1614 code for a protein of 416 amino acids. The transcript has 9 exons. Gene Ontology annotation, biological process: establishment of protein localization to organelle. Lineage: Eukaryota; Metazoa; Chordata; Actinopteri; Perciformes; Anarhichadidae.